This is a messenger RNA of Kockovaella imperatae, 606 nucleotides long. RefSeq names its product Imidazoleglycerol-phosphate dehydratase-domain-containing protein. Gene Ontology annotation, molecular function: imidazoleglycerol-phosphate dehydratase activity. The coding region runs from base 1 to 606 and encodes 201 amino acids. The record is from RefSeq and is a predicted model, not a curated record. The transcript is spliced from 4 exons. NCBI's taxonomy places the organism in Eukaryota, Fungi, Basidiomycota, Tremellomycetes, Tremellales, Cuniculitremaceae. Gene Ontology annotation, biological process: L-histidine biosynthetic process.
AUGGACAGGUCAGCGUCGGUCUCUCGCGAGACGAGCGAGACUCAGAUCACAUGCUCGGUGAAUUUGGACGUUGAGCCUGGCGUCAAGGAACAGGUGAUCGAGGUAUCGACUGGAAUUGGCUUCCUCGACCAUAUGUUUACAGCCUUGGCGAAGCACGGGAAAAUGUCCGUCAAAUUAUCCUGUCAAGGCGACCUACAUAUCGACGACCAUCAUACCGCUGAAGACUGCGCCUUGGCUUUGGGCGAAGCUUUCAAAAAGGCUUUGGGCGAGAGACGAGGGAUCGCUCGAUACGGCUACGCCUAUGCUCCGCUGGAUGAAUCCCUUUCCCGAGCCGUGGUGGACAUUUCCUCUCGACCAUUCUUUGAAUGUCAUCUACCUUUUACUCGAGAAAAGGUCGGAGAUCUCUCUACCGAAAUGAUCCCCCAUCUGCUACAAUCCUUCGCCUUCGCUGCCGGCAUCACUCUCCAUGUGGACUAUAUUCGAGGCACCAACAAUCAUCACAUCGCCGAGUCAGCUUUCAAAGCUCUGGCCCUUGCCCUCAGGAUGGCGAUCACUCGAACGGGAGGAAACGACGUUCCCAGCACCAAAGGUGUGCUGGCAUUGUAA